GCCAAAUUUUUGUACCGAAAACUGUGUUAGACGCGGCUGAUAGGCGGCUGAUAUUUGAUGAGCAGCAGGCGGGAAAUGAAGUGACGAAAGUCACGGCAGAAGGCCAAAAUGGAUAAAAUAAGCUGAUAUGCUAAUCAGCUGUUUGUUUAUGUGGUGCCUUACUUGUGGGUGCUCUGGUCACACUGCGCGGCCCAUGUGCGAGUAGUUCGUAAACAAAUAAUUUAUUUUCAAAAUAAAAUAAAUAAAAAUGGUUCGGAAACUCAAAUUUCAUGAGCAGAAGCUGCUCAAAAAGGUGGACUUCAUCACCUGGAAGGUGGACAACAGCGGCAAGGAAAACAAAAUCCUUAGGCGCUUUCACAUUCAAAAAAGAGAGGACUACACCAAGUACAACAAGCUGUCCAGAGAAAUACGGGAACUGGCAGAGAGGAUAGCCAAGCUGGAUGCUUCAGAACCUUUCAAGGCGGAGGCCACGACCAUGCUCCUUAACAAGCUGCACGCCAUGGGAGUUUCCAACGAUCAGCUCACUUUGGAAACGGCGGCCAAAAUAUCCGCCAGUCAUUUUUGCCGACGCCGCCUACCCGUGAUCAUGGUGAAACUGCGAAUGUCGGAGCACCUGAAAGCGGCCACAGACCUCAUAGAGCACGGUCAUGUGCGGGUGGGUCCGGAAAUGAUAAAGGAUCCCGCUUUUCUGGUGUCCAGAAACCUGGAGGACUUUGUCACCUGGGUGGAUGGCUCCAAGAUCAAGGAGCAUGUACUCCGCUACAAUGACAUGCGGGACGACUUCCAAAUGUAGAGACUACCUUUAAGAUUCCCAGUAGAGUAAUUAAAACUAAUUUUUAAUAAGAACCGC
This is a messenger RNA of Drosophila erecta, 850 nucleotides long. RefSeq names its product U3 small nucleolar ribonucleoprotein protein IMP3. Lineage: Eukaryota; Metazoa; Arthropoda; Insecta; Diptera; Drosophilidae. Gene Ontology annotation, biological process: rRNA processing. Bases 248 to 793 code for a protein of 181 amino acids. The record is from RefSeq and is a predicted model, not a curated record. The transcript has 3 exons. Gene Ontology annotation, cellular component: Mpp10 complex; small ribosomal subunit; small-subunit processome. Gene Ontology annotation, molecular function: rRNA binding; structural constituent of ribosome; snoRNA binding.